Molecule: messenger RNA, 2357 nt
Organism: Entelurus aequoreus (snake pipefish)
Lineage: Eukaryota; Metazoa; Chordata; Actinopteri; Syngnathiformes; Syngnathidae
Gene: ankef1a
Product: ankyrin repeat and EF-hand domain containing 1a
Exons: 10
Coding region: 244-2235 (663 amino acids)
Molecular function (GO): protein binding
Source: RefSeq, a predicted model, not a curated record
CACCGCACACCGCCGGGAUUUGCCGCGUUCGGUUGCCAUGGAGCUCACUUUAGUCCGGCGGACACUAAGUCAAAUGGCACUCUGAAAUAGUACUCGAACGAUUCAGAGAUAUAUUUAUCUCUAACGGACAACGACAUGUAUAUUUUUUACCGGAUAAACAAGCAAAGAAGUUGAGCACCUUGAGGAAUAUUCCGGAAGUCAACAGCCGGCUAGCAUACAUCGGCGCCUGCGUAGGACGCCAUCAUGACGGGCCGGGAGGUGGACCACCGCCUGCAGGUGCUGCAGAUCUACCGCCUGUUGCAGUACAUCCAUGACAACGAUCAAGCCCAGGUGGAGAUGAUGGUCAACCUCGGGGUGCAGAACCUCAUCAAUCUGACGGAGCCGCAGAAUGGGACCGGUGCGCUCCACAUGGCGGUGGCUGCCAACAAUCAGGAUCUGGUCCAAUUUCUUCUCUCCCUAAGAGCACACCCUGACAUCCAGAACAAGAGGGGCCACACUCCGGUCAUGUUAGCUGCUGAACUGGGUAAUGAGGGCAUCGUGAAAAUGUUGGCACAUCACGAUGCUGACAUGGGCAUACAGAAUAACGAGGGGAAAGGUGUCCUCUUCUACUGCAUCUAUCCGACCAAGCGGCACACACGCUGCCUGCAGGUGGUGCUAGAGUACCAGGCAGAUGUCAACAACGUGUCGUCUCAGGGGACCCAUGUCUUCCAGCUCAUGUGCCAACACGCCAAAGAGUGCGCCCCCAUGUGUCACAUGAUGCUGGCACAAGGCGCCGACCCCAAUGCCGCCGAUCAGAAAACGGGAAUCACGGCGUUGAUGGAGGCCGCCAAGGCCGGCUCACUGGACCUGGUCAGAGACAUCCUCAAAAGGGGCGGCAAUCCCAACGCCUUGGACGAGAAACGCCUGUCAGCUGUGCACUACGCCGCAAUGGGAGGCUUCUUUGAGGUUAUUGUGCUGCUGUCGGCCUUCUCAGCUGACAUGAACAUCAUCAACGUGGACGAGAACACCGCCCUGCACUACGCCGCUCAAACGGGAGAUGUCAACUGCUGCAAGUUCCUGGCUCAGAGAGGCUGCAACGCCAAGGUGAAAAACCGUGAAGGUUUGCUGCCCCGUCUUAUCGCCAAGGAGGCGGGUCACAAGCCGGCCAUGAAGGAGCUGAGGAAGGCGGAGCAACAGAGGGGGAAAGAGAACACGGACCAGACCUGCUUGACAGAAGUGUGGGCCCUCACCCUCCAUGACUGGUCCAACGAGACGGAGGCGGACAUGCGACAGGCCUUCCAGACCGACGCGGUCCACAAAGACAAGUUUCUCUCCAUGGUAGAGACGCUCAGGGCCCCCGUCACCUUGGAGCAGCUGGAGUUGGUCUUCUCCUUGCAUCAGACCGGCAGAGAGAACUGCAUCAACCUCAGCGAUUUCAUCAAAGGUGUCAGCUACAUCAAGAAGCCUUACCUGCUCCUCUCCUACAUCCCCAAGAAGAAGAAAGGGGGCAAAGGAGGCAAGGGGAAGAAGAAGAAGCCCAAAUUUGUCCUCCCGAUGCCCGUUUGCACGCUUCCGUCGGAGCUCAAGCCUCGCCGAUCGGACGGCGGCCCGCCCGAAUACAUGAUGGAAACCUACAAUAUGGACGACGCCCGCCGACUGGACCAGGAAGAGCCGCCGGAACACCCCGUCCUUAACGACACCGCCUGGUACACGGCGAAGCCCGACAAGAUCUACGUCAACAUCAACUACCUGGUGAAGAGCGGCGAUAUCGACGCUCUGGAAGUGGCCUUCAACCACAGAAUCCCUGUGGACAUCCAAGAUCCCUUCUACAAGACCCCGCUGAUGGUCGCCUGCGCCAUUGGCAACUACAAGGUGGCCGAGUACCUGCUGGGCAAAGGUGCGAUGGUGAACAUGUGUGACCAGUUCUGCUGGAUGCCGCUCCAUCAUGCUGCUCAAGCUGGCCUGGCGGAACUUCUGGAACUUCUAAUGACGGCAGGAGCCGAGAUAAACGCUCAGACCAUCACCGGGACCACACCUCUAAUGGUGGCCAUCGAGAGCAACCAUCUAGCCUGUGUGGAGUUCUUCAUCGACAAUGAUGCCAACCUCCUAAUGGAGAACAAGAAAGAACAAAACUGCCUGGAUGUUGCCACCGCCUUUGGUGACGGACAGAUAUAUCAGCUGGUGAAAGAGAAAGUCGAGGCCCUGCCCAAACCCAAAAACAAAGGAAAGGGUAAACCUCAGAAAGCCAAGAAAUAACUCUCAAUCCCUCUGCUUGCUGUCCUUGGAGCUCAUUCUCCCUCACUGGUCUCUUCCUUGGUCCUGGUCACCUGCAGAGUAUUUCAACACCUCACUUUAAAUAAAUAUACAUUUGUACAGUG